AUCCCGUCAUAAAAGCUUUAUGUAAUUAUGAGCUAAUGAAUGGGAAAGCGUGAAACUAAUGAAAUUCCUCUUGAUUCUCACCUCGAACUUUAGGCAUGAACGCAGCCUGUCUUCCUCGCACCAGCCAGCCAAGAAAGGCGCCUCCGACAAGACCACCAAUAAAAAUCCCCAAAUGAACUUCCGUAUGCCCGGAAGAAAGCGUCCACUGCGGCAUUUGCGAAUCUGCUCCGUUGAAGUUGCCCAAAGUUUUUGCGUUUGUGAGCAAAGCGAUACGCGAUAACGCUGCGUAUUGCUUACAAAUUUUUAAGCGUCCAAAGACCAAAGUGAAGAAUUUUUAAAAGUUUCGUUCGUUUUCACGUACUACCGAUUUAUGAUUUUAUCGUAGCACUACUGUACUGCCAUGAACGUGCUACUGGCGGGUGCCUCGUUCGCUUCAUAGUAUUCGGUACGGACGCUCACGUUUGGCAGUGACGUAUAUAACGUAAAUCGCGAAUCGCGAUGACGAAUUACUGCAAAAACACUUUAAAAAUUCACAAAUAAUCGUUUCAAGUUUUAUUUUUAAAUAUUUAACUAGCUGUCUUUGCAGUGCAUAUCUUAUUAUUGUUUCAUAGUUUGGAUUUAACAUGCUUAUUGUCGUAACGUUGUUACAGCAUGAGUACUAAUGCAACUGGCGACAGUUGUUGCGGUUUUAUUGCGACUCACAGAAUUCUCGAAAGAAGAACCUGACUCUUUUUGUAUGGGGUUCGUUUCACGUACUGCUUAAAGUUAUGUCCGCACUUCGAAAAGCUUUAUUUUUCCCAACGAUUCUGUACAACAUUGUCGCGGAUAGCAUCACAUCCCGCACCUGGUACAACCGGAUCGAUAGACACCUGGUUCUGGGCGCAAUACCCUUUCGCAGCGUCUUGGAAGACCUGGCACCUACGGAGAAGAUAAAGGGAAUGAUCUCCAUGAACGAAGACUUUGAACUCAAUCCGCGCUGGUAUCCGACCUCAAGCGAACUGCAGCAGUUGGGUAUCGAAUUUCUGCGACUGCCUGUCAGCGAUUACACUGGAACACCUACUCGCGAACAAAUUCUGCAGGGGCUGCAUUUCAUAGACCAGGUAAUCAAGCGCGAUAGCGAAGCCAGCAUUUACAUUCACUGCAAAGCGGGACGAUCGAGGAGUGCCUAUUUGGCUGCAGCCUACCUGAUGGCCAAGCAGCAAAAAAAAGCGGAUGAAGUAAUAAGUUUUCUCAAAGAAAAGCGACCACAGAUUUGGAUUGGAUCCCAGCAGACGAAAAGUCUCGAAGAGUACUAUGAAGAAGCUGUUGCGCAACCGAAGUGAACGAGACAUGAUGCACGGAAUGCUGAAUGGGAACUAAAGCAAUAUCCCAUUUCCCGUUUCCGUUACUGGUUCACCGGUUAGUCGAGUGUCUUAGAUUCGGUGUACUGCGGCAAUGUACGGAUGGUGAGCUUUGCUGUGAUAAGAUCAUUAAAAUUCAUGUAAUGUUGUCGUGAAAUAUUUUUAAUGUUGUUUUAUUUUGCGUAUGAAUGUUUGUUUGAUGCUUGACUAUUAACGCGAUAUGAUACUUACUUGUUUUUACCAUUAUGUCGUACGUAUGGCUGGUACGAUAAAUCCUCAUCGUUAUGA
Paramacrobiotus metropolitanus is the source of this 1628-nucleotide messenger RNA. Its product is annotated as phosphatidylglycerophosphatase and protein-tyrosine phosphatase 1-like. Gene Ontology annotation, molecular function: phosphatidylglycerophosphatase activity; protein tyrosine/serine/threonine phosphatase activity; phosphatidylinositol-4,5-bisphosphate 5-phosphatase activity. Bases 768 to 1322 code for a protein of 184 amino acids. NCBI's taxonomy places the organism in Eukaryota, Metazoa, Tardigrada, Eutardigrada, Parachela, Macrobiotidae. The record is from RefSeq and is a predicted model, not a curated record. Gene Ontology annotation, biological process: protein dephosphorylation. The transcript has a single exon.